Messenger RNA from Onthophagus taurus, 762 nucleotides. RefSeq lists its product as uncharacterized. Lineage: Eukaryota; Metazoa; Arthropoda; Insecta; Coleoptera; Scarabaeidae. The record is from RefSeq and is a predicted model, not a curated record.
GAAAUUUCAAAAAAUUGAGUAAUUCUGAAAGAAUGUAAACUGUAAUAAAGUUUUAAACUUAUAUGAAUAUUCAGUGGCUUUUUCUGGGAACUUAAAAAUAAACGAAGGAACGUGGUGACCUCGGUACCCCUAUAAUCUACAUACCGUAACAUUCCUGUUUCGUUAGUAAGGUCCAUCGAAAAACGGUAUCCUAAUGCAGGUGAAGAAUUGGGUGGUCAGUUUGGGUUAUGGGUAAGGGGCAAGGUAAGGUCAAGGGUAGGAAGUCUUUAUAAAAAUGAACCCGCCCGUUCGGGACGAGUCAUUAAGAAAUUUUUCGUGGGUGAACUACAGACAACUUUUGAUAAAUUUUUAAAAAAUGUUUUGUAAUCACAAAAUGAUUAUUAAUGGGUUAUCGUUAAUGAUGCUGUUUUCGUUUACAAAUGGAUUCUUUUGGGGGUCAUCUUCAGAACCCGAAUCAACGCCAAAACCACAAAUUUACGCUUAUCCAUACCCCUCAAUUUAUCAUCAAAGAUAUUUACAAGCUCAACUUCACCAACAAGGACCUGUUCAACAAAUACCAAAUAUUCCCCAAGAAAUUCCUCACGAUUUACAAAACCAAGGGGUUCCAGCGAUCCCCAUUCAAGUGCCGUUAUCAGCCCAAUUUUCUCCUAUUCAAAAUUUACACAACGUCCAACUUGUGCCGUGUUUAUGUCCAGUUUCGCCAAAUGUUGAAUAUGAAAAAGUACAAGAACCUUCAUCUAGAAUUUUAUGAAAAAAUCUUAG